Molecule: messenger RNA, 718 nt
Organism: Siniperca chuatsi (mandarin fish)
Lineage: Eukaryota; Metazoa; Chordata; Actinopteri; Centrarchiformes; Sinipercidae
Gene: supt4h1
Product: SPT4 homolog, DSIF elongation factor subunit
Exons: 5
Coding region: 109-462 (117 amino acids)
Biological process (GO): positive regulation of DNA-templated transcription, elongation; mRNA processing; regulation of transcription elongation by RNA polymerase II
Cellular component (GO): DSIF complex; nucleus
Molecular function (GO): RNA polymerase II complex binding; zinc ion binding
Source: RefSeq, a predicted model, not a curated record
ACUAGGUCCUCACAGACAGUGACGUAAUUCCCCAGCGACUGGAAAAUAUUUAAAACACGAAUCUGUUUGAUAUCAUUAUAGUAGUAUUUUCUCUAGGAGCUUAACAUAAUGGCAUUGGAAACGGUUCCCAAAGACCUUCGCCAUCUGCGAGCUUGUCUUCUUUGUUCUUUAGUGAAGACCAUUGACCAGUUUGAAUACGACGGCUGUGACAACUGUGAGUCGUACCUUCAGAUGAAGGGGAACCGAGAGAUGGUUUAUGAAUGCACCAGUUCCUCGUUUGAUGGUGUGAUAGCCAUGAUGAGUCCUGAGGACAGUUGGGUAGCUAAAUGGCAGAGGAUAGGCAUCUUCAAGCCAGGUGUAUAUGCAGUUUCAGUGACAGGCAGACUACCUCCAGGUGUGGUGAGAGAGUUGAAAAGCAGAGGAGUGAUCUACAAAUCCAGAGAUACAGCAGUGAAGACAUAAACCUGACUGCUUCCAGUUAUCUGAUUAGCCACACCAGAGCGGUAUCACACUGCAGCACCAACUCCAGGAAGAAGUGAAAGCAGUGGGACUAAAUUUGAUCAUGUCAGUGAUGUCUUGCCCUCCAACUGUUCAAUUUUUGUUUUUUGUUGUGAUUAGAAAUAUUAGCAUGGGUGCUUAUAGGGGAGAAGAAGUGGAUGUUUUUUAUUUCUUUGAAUAGUUGAGAAAAAAUAAAGGUCUGUUUUUAUAAGAAAUGUGA